CUUUAUGUCGGACCACAUGUGUACACAGAUAUGUUUCUCUUAAUAUUAUUAAGUCUGGUCGGAUCUGCACUCAGCACACCGGUAACAACCAACGAUGUGACCGCAAACUACGAAUCGUACAGGCUGCCAAAUCAAUCGUUUCCAACAUUCUAUGAUGUCCGACUAUUUUUCGACCCGAGGAACGUCAUUAACUUCACAGGCGAUGUUUCAAUACGAAUAUUUCCUUAUGUACCAUCUACUGAAAUUGUAUUGCAUGCUAUGGCCAUGGAAAUAAAGAGUGUUCAAUUAUUUGCAUUAUCGAACGAGAAUAUAAACUUGUUGAAGAAUUACUCUUUAGCGUCUGACGAUACUCAUUUUCUGAGGAUCGAAUCGAAUCAGGAGCUGGUUCCUCUGCAGCCGUAUGUUUUGAAUAUUGAGUACGUGGGAACGUACGCAGAUAAUAUGUUUGGAGUUUACGUGUCCACUUAUCAGUAUUCAGGUCAGACUGUCAAUUUAAUUACAUCACAGCUUCAACCAACAUUUGCCCGACGUGCAUUCCCCUGCUACGAUGAACCUCUUUACAAGGCCGUGUUCAGGACUACCAUUUACGCUCCACCACAAUACCCUGUCGUUAGAACUAAUAUGCCUGAAAGGACUGAUCUCUUAAAGCCAAAUGUGGAUGGUUACGUGAAAUAUGAGUUCCAAGAUACACUAGUUAUGUCUACAUAUCUUUUGGCUUAUCUAGUAUCCAACUUUGAUUUCAUCUCCAACGAACAAAACGUGAUCUUUGAUAUACCCUUCCGAGUAUAUUCUAGACCAGGAACGCAGAACACCGCAGAAUUCGCCUUGGACUUUGGUCAGAAAAAUAUGAUUGCUCUGGAAAAUUACACCGAGUUCCGUUACGCUAUGCCGAAACUUGACAAGGCUGCUGUACCAGAUUUCGCAGCUGGUGCGAUGGAGAACUGGGGAUUGGUUAUAUACAGAGAGGUGGCGCUAUUAGUUCAAGACGGGGUAACCACGACCUCAACGAAGCAGAACAUAGGACGUAUAAUUUGUCAUGAAAACGUGCACAUGUGGUUUGGUAAUGAAGUCAGCCCUCGCAGCUGGACUUAUACUUGGUUGAAUGAGGGCUUCGCGAACUUCUUUGAAAAUUAUGGCACAGAUUUGGUGCUACCAGGUUGGCGUAUGAUGGACCAAUAUGUUUUGCUUCUCCAAAACGUAUUCCAAAGCGAUGCUGUGUUGAGCGUUAAUCCUAUGACUCAUCCCGUGUAUACUCCAUCUCAAGUUAUCGGCACAUUCAAUGCUGUCGCUUAUCAGAAAUCCGGCUCCGUCAUUCGUAUGAUGCAGCACUUCCUUACGCCUGAAGUAUUCAGAAAAGGUCUCGUUAUCUAUCUACAAAACAACACACGUCGUGCAGUCGGUCCAAGCGAACUCUAUGAUGGCCUACAGCAGGCGUUAGAUGAGUCUAACCACAGCAUAAAUUGGCCCAUUUCAACGAUUAUGGAGAGAUGGACCACACAAGGUGGAUUCCCAGUUCUCACUGUCCGAAGAUCGGCUGCAACUGCUGAAUCUCUAUUUGUAUCUCAGCAACGUUUCUUAACCGACCCAUCCUUGUCAUCAACGGACACUUGGCACGUACCCAUUAAUUGGGUACUUUCUACUAAUCCGGACUUCUCAGACACAAAGCCUCAACGUUGGAUCCCACCUACCGGUCCUGCCACGGCUAUUGACAUACAAGGCCUCAGUGAUGCUGAGUGGUUCAUUGUCAAUAAACAACAAACAGGUUAUUACAGAGUCAAUUAUGAUGUUCAGAACUGGCGGGCCUUAGCAAAUGUACUCAUCAGAUCUCACAAUACAAUUCAUUUGUUGAAUCGUGCUCAGAUUGUCGACGACGCCUUCAACCUCGCUAGAAAUGGAAGACUCGACUACCUACACGCAUUCGAAGUCUCCCGGUAUUUGAUUAACGAAACUGAUUACAUCGCUUGGGGAGCGGCUAACGCGGCCUUCAGUUAUCUCGACAUUGUGCUCAGCGGGUCUGAUGCCUAUCAACUAUUCCAGGAAUACGUUCUUCACCUCACCCAACCUUUAUACGCUCGUCUUGGAUUCGACGCUGCGUCUGGUGAAGAACACGUAACUCCUUUCCAUAGAAACAUUAUCCUCAACUUAAACUGCCGCUAUGGUAAUCAGCACUGCGUCAACAGAUCGCAAGAAUUGUUGCAGCAGAUCAGAAAUAAUCCCGGCCAAACCUUAAACCCGGAUAUACAGACAACGGUCUUCUGCUCCGGUUUGCGUGGAGGAAGCGCAGAAAACUUCGAUUUCUUAUGGGCGAGGUAUCGCGCCAGCCAGGAUUCUAGCGAGCAGUCUAUUCUCUUGAAUGCUCUUGGAUGCACUUCGAACGCAACUCUUCGUGACUUUUAUUUAAACCAAGUUAUAGAUGACAACUCUUUCGUGAGGGAGCAAGACAGACAUACAAUUCUCGUAUCUGUUAUUAACUCAAGUCCCGCUAGCAUGGAAGUGGCUUUAGAUUUCGUCAUGGAACACUUUGCUGCGAUCCAACCGAGAGUACAAGGUCUAACUGGUACAACAAACAUCCUCAACGCGUUUGCAAGAAGAUUGACGACCAGAGCACACUCGACAAAAAUCGACACUUUCGCCUCUCGAUACAACAACAUCUUCUCCGCCGCUGAAAGAGCAUCAGUAGCCGCUAUCAGAGAGAACAUUGCAGCAUCGAUCACGUGGACUAACAACAAUUACAACAUGGUCAACAAUUGGCUCAACGUCAACUAUGGAAGUAAUGCGAAUAUCUUAACGUCCAGUUUCCUUAUCAUUAUUUCUAUCUUUGUCACUCUCUACAAUUAUUGAGAACUGUUAUUUAGUUUGUGUGAUAUUAAGUUAUAUUUAUAAUGCAUCCGUAU
This is a messenger RNA of Nymphalis io (European peacock), 2894 nucleotides long. It is a transcript of the gene Apn2, whose product is annotated as aminopeptidase N-like. Bases 31 to 2841 code for a protein of 936 amino acids. Gene Ontology annotation, cellular component: cytoplasm. NCBI's taxonomy places the organism in Eukaryota, Metazoa, Arthropoda, Insecta, Lepidoptera, Nymphalidae. Gene Ontology annotation, biological process: peptide catabolic process; proteolysis. The transcript is spliced from 16 exons. Gene Ontology annotation, molecular function: zinc ion binding; metalloaminopeptidase activity; peptide binding. The record is from RefSeq and is a predicted model, not a curated record.